AUGGUACUCUGCAAAUUACUGUCACCAUGUUCGUCAUUGUUAAUUUUGAGCGUCGGUGUGUUCACGGCGACGGCGGCGCCAUCGCCCGGCAUCCAAAUGACGGAAAAUACAAAUGAAAAUCACCACGAGCACAUCAAGCGUGGAGGAACAUGUAAGUUCCCAAACUACGAUGGGAUGGUUGCAGUGCAGGAAGACGGGGACAAUGCCGGGUGGGCUAUGAGCCCUGAUCAAGAAUGUUCCUAUGGUUCGUGGUGCCCCUACGCGUGCAAACCGGGCCAAUUAAUGGGACAAUGGGACCCUUCGGCCACUACGUACUCUUACCCAAAGUGUCAGAACGGUGGGUUGUACUGCGACUCCAACGGUAAUUUACAGAAGCCAAACAGUGAUAAAGAUUACUGCUACGAGGGGAAGGGCACUGUAGUCGCCAAAAACAAUGCCAACAGCGGAGACGUUGCAUUUUGCCAAACCGUGCUUCCGGGAAACGAAGCCAUGUUGAUUCCAACUUUGGUUGGUUCCGGUUCCAAGCAAACAAUAGCCGUACCUGGUACAGACUACUGGGCCUCCACGGCGUCGCAUUACUACAUCAAUGCGCCCGGUGUAAGCGUGAAGGAUGCGUGCCAAUGGGGCAGCACCGCUAACCCAUAUGGGAACUGGGCCCCAUACGUAGCGGGUUCGAACAUGGAUGACAACGAAAACACUUUUGUCAAGAUCGGUUGGAACCCGGUCUACCUGGAAUCUUCAUGUCCUUUCAAGAACGUGAAGCCCUCUUUCGGUAUCAGGAUUACGUGUGACGACGAAUCACAGUGUGAAGGUCUGCCAUGCUCCAUCGACCCAAGCUCCAACGAAGUCAACGAAGUGACAAGUGCUGGCGGCGGUUCCACCGGGGCUGGUGGUGGGAACUUCUGUGUUGUCACCGUCAGAGACGGCGGCAAGGCUAACAUCGAAGUAUUUGAUACUUCCUCUUCUUCUAAAAGCAAGAGAGAAGUGAACUCGCCAGACAGUCUCACCACAACAAUCACUGAGACCGUUUAUGAGACUGUUACUGUAACUGCAAAGGAUUAG
Messenger RNA from Saccharomyces kudriavzevii IFO 1802, 1062 nucleotides. RefSeq lists its product as uncharacterized. NCBI's taxonomy places the organism in Eukaryota, Fungi, Ascomycota, Saccharomycetes, Saccharomycetales, Saccharomycetaceae. The transcript has a single exon. The record is from RefSeq and is a predicted model, not a curated record. The coding region runs from base 1 to 1062 and encodes 353 amino acids.